This is a messenger RNA of Botrytis byssoidea, 195 nucleotides long. RefSeq lists its product as uncharacterized. The coding region runs from base 1 to 195 and encodes 64 amino acids. The record is from RefSeq and is a predicted model, not a curated record. The transcript is spliced from 2 exons. NCBI's taxonomy places the organism in Eukaryota, Fungi, Ascomycota, Leotiomycetes, Helotiales, Sclerotiniaceae.
AUGGUCCAUAGGAGAGUAAACACGAAUUUCCUGCUCUACAAGAUGCAUUUGGUGGAGGAUAGCGGUUUGAAAAUAUAUUUCCUUCUAUUACGACGAUUUUAUGAUACCUCAAGACUCGUCUUUACUGCGCCCCGCCGCCAAUAUGGUCAAUCAGCGACCAGCAAUUAUGACACCAUAGGGUUUCGAAUCUACUAA